Messenger RNA from Melozone crissalis (California towhee), 1033 nucleotides. It is a transcript of the gene IFNGR2, whose product is annotated as interferon gamma receptor 2. Gene Ontology annotation, molecular function: protein binding. The record is from RefSeq and is a predicted model, not a curated record. The coding region runs from base 38 to 1033 and encodes 331 amino acids. The transcript is spliced from 7 exons. NCBI's taxonomy places the organism in Eukaryota, Metazoa, Chordata, Aves, Passeriformes, Passerellidae.
CCGGCCGCGCUCGGGGGACCCGCGGCCGAGCGGGGCCAUGCGGGGCCGGGCUCCGCUCCGCUCCCUCCCGCUCCUGCUGCUUCUGCUGGUGCUGGGCUCGGCCGCAGAAACUCCUCCCUAUUUACCAGCCCCCCAAAAUGUGGAGGUUUAUUCCUACAACUUCCAGAGCUUGCUGAGGUGGUCUCCUGUUCCAGUGGAGAAUGGCACAGUGCUAUACACAGCUGAGUACCAGACAGGCUCCCGCAGGAACUGGAGUGACCUGGGCUGUGCACGGAGCCCCCAGCCCCAGUGCCCGUUCCCCCCCGAGCUGCAGCGGCGCCGCUGGACCGUCCUGCUGCGGGUGCGUGCCCAGCUGGGCACGCUGGCAUCCCCCUGGGCACACUGCCCCGCCUUCGUGGCUGAGAGAGACACCACUCUGGGCCCCCCCAGGGUGAACAAUGUCAGUGCCAGCUCUGGCUCUCUGCUGGUCAGUGUCAGCCCCCCCUUCGCCCCCGAGCCUGGGGACAUCCUGCAGUACCUCGUGUCCUACUGGGAGAACAGCACCGGUGCCACAGCCAAGCAGAAGCUAAGUGAAAGCAAGACACUAUUCCAAAUUGGAAAUCUAAAGGAGUCAACACUUUAUUGCUUCAGAGUUCAAGUGCAGCUGUGGAUUUACUCAGGGCACCUGUUGGAAGGGCUGCCCAGUGCCCCAGAGUGCCGCAGAACUGCCCUCAGUGAGGCAACCCGAGCUGGGUACAUCAUCCCCCUGUUUGUCCUGGCCUUGGUGGCUGCCAAUCUGGUGGCAGCUGCUUUGCUGUUCCUGUGGAAACACCACCAGAACAUCAAAUACUGGGCUCAGCCCCCUCUGGAAAUCCCAUCCCACUUCAAGGAGUUCCUGAGGGAGCCCGGCUGGGCUGGCCUGCAGGAGCUGCACAGCCCGGCUGAGGAGGAGCCCCAGCCCCUGGUGCUUGCAGAGGAACCCGGCCGGGACGGGGAGGAUCCUCCAGCCAACGCCUGCAGGGACAGGGCAGCCGCUGCAGGGCCGCCCCAGUGA